Cololabis saira (Pacific saury) is the source of this 2420-nucleotide messenger RNA. RefSeq names its product alpha-2A adrenergic receptor-like. The coding region runs from base 255 to 1481 and encodes 408 amino acids. Lineage: Eukaryota; Metazoa; Chordata; Actinopteri; Beloniformes; Belonidae. Gene Ontology annotation, molecular function: adrenergic receptor activity. The record is from RefSeq and is a predicted model, not a curated record. Gene Ontology annotation, cellular component: membrane. The transcript is spliced from 2 exons. Gene Ontology annotation, biological process: adenylate cyclase-activating adrenergic receptor signaling pathway.
GAUGAGAAGACCAGUCUGAGCCAGCACUACCUGCAGUAAAAGUCUGUUGAUAUUUUUUUUUAUUUGUUUUUUUCCCCCCAGGGAUUAAACUGUACAUUUUUUUAAGGAGGGAAAAGCCACAGAUUUCUCCAACAAUCUUUCCCAUUGAGCAAAAUGAAGAGUGUCAGAUUCCCGGAUUCUUGAAUGGAUUCAAUUAAGAAACAGCUGGAAAGCAUAGCUUUUAAAACCCCUGUCAAGGAACUGUUUGAACUGUAAUGUCCACAACACAGCAUAUCUGGAUGGGUUGUCUUAACCUCACUGGUGGAAAUGAGACUUUGCCCGGGAAGUACCCAUUUACUAUGCAGACUUCUGUUCUGCUCACGCUCCUGGUCAGUAUGCUGAUAAUGCUGACAGUGUUUGGCAACGCUAUGGUGGUAAUUGCAGUGACUACAAGCCGAGCCCUGAAAGCACCGCACAACUUGUUUUUAGUGUCUCUGGCAUCUGCGGACAUCUUAGUUGCCACCUUGGUGAUGCCAUUCUCUUUAGCCAAUGAACUGAUGGGCUACUGGUAUUUCGGUAAAGUGUGGUGUGAAAUCCACCUGGCUCUGGAUGUGCUCUUCUGCACAUCAUCAAUCAUUCACCUGUGUGCUAUAAGCCUGGACAGAUACUGGUCUGUGACUAAACCAAUUGAGUACAAUAUGAGAAGGACACCACGAAGGAUUAAAUGCACUAUCUGUUUAGUUUGGAUCCUGGCAGCUCUCAUUUCAUUCCCCCCACUCAUCACUAUGAAAAAGGACGAAGGUAAAAAAGACUCCCCUGUGUGCAAAAUUAAUGAGGAGAAGUGGUACAUCCUUUUCUCCAGCAUUGCCUCUUUCUUUGCACCCUGUGUUAUUAUGAUUAUGGUGUAUGUUAGAAUCUACCAGAUUGCCAUGAAAAGGACAAGAGCGCCACUACGAGGGAAGCAAAAGAGGAACGACAACUCAGAGGCCACCAAGUGUGGUUUGGACCCACAGAAAAUAAAUGACAGUGAAGAGGAUGCAAUGAAAGAGGGCAGCAAUAAAGAAGUCAAUGUACAUGAAGUGGAGGAGGAUCCCUCGUCUUCUGAUGGAAAUGAAAACAUCCUGUGCUCCUUGAAGAAGAAGAGGCCUGUGAUAACCAACGUGACUCAGCCGAAUCCUGGAGGAGCUUCUUCUCCAAAGGCAGAGGCAUCUUCCUCAGUGGAAGUGAACAGGUGGAAAGGAAGGCAGCACAGGGAGAGACGCUUCACGUUUGUCCUCGCUGUAGUCAUGGGAGUGUUUGUUCUGUGCUGGUUCCCCUUUUUUUUCACAUACUCCCUCACUGCUGUGUGUGACACCUGCUGCAUCCCAGAGAACUUGUUCAAAACGUUUUUCUGGUUUGCUUACUGCAACAGCUCAUUGAAUCCUGUUAUAUACACCAUAUUCAAUAAUGACUUUCGGAGCUCUUUUAGAAAAAUCCUCUGUAAGAGGACCACAGGCUUGUAAAUAAAACCUUUACAUCGACAUUGCGGUUCCCACAAAACGUCUAAUGUGAAGUUUGUUUACAGCUACUGUUCCACUGUGACAACCUGUGGGUUUUGGCUUUGAUAUUGUACAGAUAUCACAUCGUGGGGACACAUUUUUAUUUAAUACCUGGGUUCAUUAUGUGGACGCAUCAGUAUCAUUAGUGAAUUAUCAGCUCUAUGAUCUUUUUAUUGUCAUGCUUUUGAAUUUAUAGAUGUGAGAAGAAGACCAAAUGGUAGACAAACACAGAGAUGCCAGCAUAAGCAAAUGUGGCACGAUGGGGUCGAUAAUGGAGAGCCUAGCCUUGGGUUCAUAUUAUUACAACACUGACAUGGCAGCUCCAACGGACACUUUACACUGCAGCGUAAGAAAAUAUUUGCUCAUGUUGACUGUACUAUAUGCUACAAUAAAUCUCCGGCAAUGUAAAUAAGCAUGGCUGGUGAUAUUAUUAUGACUGAAAACUGAAUAAUGAGCUCUCAGCAGCAAUUAUUCAGGAGAGGAAAUUAGAUGUCAACAUGAUGCACGUUAUUUGAAAGCUACAUAGACCUGCCACAAUGAUAUGCAUUAACACCUGACCACAAUUAUUCCCUUCCAUCCUUUUUCAUAGACGUUGAACUGUUUCAACCUAUAAAGAAAUACAACUGGAUUACAAUGAUGACAAAUGCUAUAUUUGCAUUGCUAUUUGCAGACUGUUUACAUAUUGUUUUCAACUGUUUGAUAUUUUGCCAGUGCUUUUUUUUUCAAUGAAGUGUCCUUUUCUUCUGCUUUGAUUUAAUCUUGAUCUCGGGUUGCUUAUCUUCUAAUGUUUAAAUUACUGCCAUUUUAAGAGCAACAUUAUUUGAUGUAGUCAUCUAUGGCAUGGAUAUGGUGUUUUAACUAUACUAUAAAUUGUUACAUUUUUAAUACCAAUAAAUGACUUCU